Messenger RNA from Coffea arabica (coffee), 1054 nucleotides. Lineage: Eukaryota; Viridiplantae; Streptophyta; Magnoliopsida; Gentianales; Rubiaceae. The record is from RefSeq and is a predicted model, not a curated record.
AGAGACAUCAAUAUUACUUGCAGCAAAGAUGGGUAUAUCAGAAAUGGUGGAAAAAAUCCUGAAAACCUUUCCAGUGGCCAUUCAAGACUUGGAUGCAAAUGGGAAGAAUGCCCUGCUCUUGGCCGUUGAGAACAGGCAAAUCAAGGUGUUUGAUUUAUUAAUGACAAUGAAACUCCCGGAAUUUGUCCUUUAUCAAGUUGACAAAGAAGGAAACAGUGCAAUGCAUCUCGCUGCCAAGUUUCAUGAACACCAACCUUGGCGAAUUCCAGGUGCUGCAUUGCAGAUGCAGUGGGAAAUCAAGUGGCUUAAGCAUGUCAAGCACUCCAUGCCGCCACAAUGUUUCAUCCAGUACAACAAGAAAGGUGAGACUGCAGGAAAAAUUUUCAUGAAGACACAUGAAAAACUAGUUAAAGAUGGAAGUAAGUGGAUGAUCAAAACCUCCGAAUCAUGCUCUCUGGUGGCAGCACUCAUUGCAACAGUGGCAUUUGCUACCUCAUCAACAAUUCCAGGUGGCCCUGAUCAAAAGUCUGGUCAUCCAGUUCUCGAAAAACAACCUGCAUUCAAUGUUUUUUCUGUUGCUUCACUUGUUGCUCUCUGCUUCUCUGUGACUGCCCUGGUGUUUUUUCUAGCUAUCCUUACCUCAAGAUGCCAGCAAAAGGACUUCAAAACGAGUUUGCCAUGGAAGCUUUUAUUUGGAUUAAGCUCACUAUUCACCUCCAUAUCUGCAGUACUGGUCUCGUUCUGUGCAGGACAUUUCUUCAUGCUCAGCGAUCAAAUCCAUAGUGCAGCACUUCCCCUCUAUGCUGUAGCAUGUCUACCAAUAACCUUUUUUGCUUUUGCACAGCUACCAUUAUACUUUGAUCUCUUAUGGUCAAUCAUCCGAAAGGUUCCUGUUCGUAGCUACAAGGUAUACUACCAUUAGUGUUUUCCUGGCUAAUCCCCUUGAAGUUUUUUUUCAGUUUUAAGGACAUAUCUGUUACUUUUGGAGCUUGGGUUCGGUUUUUGCUCUGAUUAUUUUUGAACAAUAGUUUUGUGUACAUUUUGUUUUUCAGUA